This is a messenger RNA of Bactrocera oleae (olive fruit fly), 2801 nucleotides long. It is a transcript of the gene jub, whose product is annotated as LIM domain-containing protein jub. Gene Ontology annotation, cellular component: P-body; adherens junction; transcription regulator complex. The record is from RefSeq and is a predicted model, not a curated record. Gene Ontology annotation, molecular function: transcription corepressor activity. Gene Ontology annotation, biological process: positive regulation of miRNA-mediated gene silencing; regulation of DNA-templated transcription; negative regulation of hippo signaling. NCBI's taxonomy places the organism in Eukaryota, Metazoa, Arthropoda, Insecta, Diptera, Tephritidae.
UCUGGUGUUAUUUCUCUUUGUUAUUGUAAAAUUACUCUCUUUAAAUACUCUUCAUAACUUCAAGCUGGGAGCCUAUUUUUCAUCUUUAGUGGCAACUCCAAGGAGCGAUUUCAUUUCUUUCUUUCGUAUUAUUCAUCAUUGUCUCCUAAAAAAUUCCGGAAAUUCCUUCAUGAAUUCCGUCAUCAUUUUAUUAAACCCAUCGUAGUUCAUUUCAUAAUCAAUCAUAAAUUUAUGAGUUAGUAAAGUUGAAUUUAUUUGUGUGUACCGGUGUAUUGAGGUAAAUACUUUGACUAACCCCAGCACAACAAAGCAAAUCGAACUUCAGAGUUUAAUCGAUGGCUGGUCAACGCCGCAAUGAAAACCUCAGUGAAGCAAUGCAACGUUUACAAAUGGGGGAGGAUAAAAGUGGGCUUAACUCGUCAAAGUACCCUGCAGUAGCGAAUUAUAUUCGACAGCAUGCAGGCAAUACUCCUAUACAGCAACAAUCUGCAGAGGAGUAUAAGUUAUACGAGCGUACAAAUAUAAUUGCUUCUUCUAAGUAUGCCACACCCCGUCCAAUUGAGCAGUUGGCAGCUGAUGCGAAUAUAAACAAUGUUUCACUUCCCCAACCAGUGUCCAAUGGGAUCGGUCAGACAGGAGGCAAUAGUCCUCUGUAUACUGGACGCAAUGUCAUGUAUGAAAAAAAGUUAUCAACGAAACAAUCUCCAGUAUAUGAAAAUCUCGAAUUUUGCGGCGGCGCGGUUGGUGUUCCAACAGACUCGUACUUUGAAUCUGCACAUAAACGCGCACAACCUCAAAGUCCCACAGCAAAUCCGUCGCGCGGCCAAUAUAUGAUAAUGCAUGCCAGCACCAGUAGUGGGCGUUUUGCUCAUACACCAGUACCGGAACAUCAUGCUGACACGGCGCCUAUCUAUGAAAAUAUUAUACCACAUUCCGGACAACGUGCACAACCACAAGCUUCACCGGCGACUGCCACUAUUUAUCAACAUGCGGAGAUAUCACCACAAUUGAGCGGUGCUGGUAAUGGUAUAGUAACGCCACUAGCGCCACAUCAUAUACGCGACAAUUCUGGACUGGAUAUGUCGGCUGUCUUGGCAUCGCCUAUGCAUCGGCGUAGUACAUCGAAUUCUUCAUUAAAAACAGCAGCGUCCAACAGUACUGCCGCUGCUACUGGUGGUGGUAGCGGUUUAUCAUCUCCUACACAGCGCUAUCGCAACCUUUCCUUGCCCAGUCACCCUAACAGUAUACAAACAUCGCCUGCAAAAUCGUUGGCUUCUAGUACAGCUAGCAGUAACGAUUACAAGUUGUUGCAGCACACACCAAUCAAAAACACACAUCACAUUCCCAGUAAUCACCCCAUCAUCAAUGUUUCUGUUAAUCCUAAUUACAUUGAGGAAAUCAACAGUUCCGAUUAUGUUUGUAUGACAGCCAACUUGCACCGCCAGCCAGCUAGAAGCCCUACAGGAGGCUUACAGUCUCUACGUUCAAACACCACUGCGCUCGCUUCAAGCAGUAGUGGUUACCGCAAGUUGUGUAAUGAGUCGCCCGUUUAUAUAGGCAGCAGUAGUGGUGGCAGUGAGCUAGAUAAAGCUUCUAUAUUGACUGGUGCACGCAAAAUUUCGCCAAUGAGCGAACGAAAAUUUACACAAUCACCACUUGCUAUACCGCAGCGUCCUAUAUCAUCAGGUGGUGGUGUGGCAUCAUCCAUAUCACCAACACCAUCUCAAAAUAGCACUGGCCUCUCGAAAAAUCUGCUACCAUAUAGCGUCACACCACCACGUCCCACCGGUCCUACCGAAGCCCAGCGCAAAAUCGAAGAGCUCACACGCCAACUAGAGGAAGAAAUAGAACAAAGCGAAGAGCAGGGCGAGUAUUUUGGUAUUUGCCAUACGUGUGGUGAUAAAGUGAAGGGUGCUGGUCAGGCUUGUCAGGCUAUGGGCAAUUUGUAUCACACGAAUUGCUUUAUUUGUUGCUCUUGCGGACGUGCGUUGCGCGGUAAGGCGUUUUAUAACGUGCAUGGACGCGUUUAUUGCGAGGAAGACUAUAUGUAUUCGGGUUUCCAGCAAACGGCAGAAAAGUGUGCAAUAUGCGGACAUUUAAUAAUGGAGAUGAUUUUGCAAGCGAUGGGCAAAUCUUAUCACCCCGGCUGCUUUCGCUGUUGCAUUUGCAAUGAGUGUUUAGAUGGUGUUCCCUUUACGGUGGAUGUGGAUCAUAAAAUUUACUGUGUAAAUGACUAUCAUCGCAUGUUUGCACCAAAAUGCGCUAGUUGUGGCAAAGGCAUAACACCUGUAGAGGGCACUGAUGAAACAGUACGAGUCGUCUCCAUGGAUAAGGACUUUCAUGUCGAUUGCUACAUCUGUGAAGAGUGUGGCAUGCAGUUGACUGAUGAGCCCGAUAAACGUUGCUAUCCCUUAGAUGGACGUCUAUUAUGUCGUUCAUGCCACUUGCAAUGUUUGGCCAUGCAGCAAUCUUCGCCACACGUUCGGCAUCAGGAGCCCGUAUGCGCAUCAUACCAAUACAUGGGUUAAAGGAAAAAGUUUGAGAGCUUAAAUGCGAAUUCAUACAUAAUUUACUCAUAUUAUGCAUUCCUAAUAUUAUACGCGUAUGGAAGGAUCAAAAUUUAGUACAUAAGUCGUACAGUUAAACGCACAAUUUUUUUUUACCUAUUACUUUUGGAAGUAAUAUUUUAUGUUUAUGAAAAAGACACUCUGCACACAGAGGAAUCCAGUGUGACAAACAAUGUUAUGCAACAACUAAACAGCUAGUUGUGUAACACUUAAUAAUCCUAAAAAACAAAAAAA